AUGGGCAAUCCUAGCGCAUUUAAGCGCCACAAGAGUCUAUCCACUGGUUGGAAGAAAGCAGCAAAAAUAAAUUGCAUUAUUCUCGUCUGUAUGUCCGCAACCUUAGUGGGGUGUUCGAUUGCAACAGCUUUACAAGCUCGAAGUGUUCAGAAAAUACUAUUCUUUUACGGUGGUGAUUGCGAUAGGGGUCUUGUUUCGAAGGUAAAUACAGCAUUCCACUUACUCAUAAAUGUCGUAUCAACUCUCGUGGUCAACGUAGCUCAUUUCAAGGGCUCGUGGUUGGGGAUUGGUGUACCCUCCGUUCGAAAUGUCUUCCACGUCUCUAAGUUUAAGACAAUCUGCUGGGUCAUUCUACUCGCCAGUUCCAUCCCAAUUCAUGUUCUGUUCAACUCUACAAUACUUGAGACGGACUGCCGAGGGACUUAUUUCAAUCUGACAAUCGCCACAGAGGAAUUUAUACAUGGGGCAACUUCUUAUCUACCUGGAGCAAGCUUACUCGUUGAUGGGGUCAUAUUUGAUCCAUUAAAUGACGGAUUCGAGAUCUCAAGGGAAAUAUCAUCCGCAGCAAGAAAUUCACAAGGAUGGGAAAGAAUCGAAAACAGCGAAUGUAAGCAAGAAUACGCAGGUGAUAGCUGCGUGGGCCUGAAGCGCCAUGGAAACCUCGUAUUAGUUACUUCUCAGCCUGGUGGCUGGAUCAGAGAUGUAGAAAUGUGGCACUUUAAUGCCACUCAAUCCCGAUUUUGGGAUAAGUAUGUCCCUUCAAACCAAUCCAAUUCUUUGUUUUACAACGCCCAGUGUAAUAUGACAGCCUUUUUAUUGGAUUUUCAUCCCGGUGAAUGCAGGAAUUCCUGUAUAGAUUCUUUGAGGGAUGACCCCUUUUCUUAUGAUCUUGCGGAAUUUGCUCUUCAAGGUCCAAUUUGGCAUUAUUAUUUUAACGCGGACCUGUUGUCAAUUAUUAAUAAUACCCACCGCGAAAUAUGGGAGUACACUUCCGCCGUACCUCUAGAUGCCCCCGAGUUAUCAAUCGAAUACUGUCUUGCGGAACGACUCGAUAACAACUGCCAAAUUGGGGUUUCGCCGGCGCUCUUAAUGGGUGUUACUAUCUGCGUUGUUAUUAAAACCUGUACGGCUAUUUUAGCCACUGGGGUUUUAAUCAACCAAAAGCAGACGCCCUUAGUCACACUGGGGGAUGCUAUGGCUUCUUUUAUCGAGAAACAUGAUCCUACAACUGCUGGUUUCUGCAGUUUUGGACAAGACGACGCUCGAAAAACUCUGGAAGAUAAACAUGUCUUUAUAUCAUCGGGGACAAGGCAAUGGCAAACAUUGAACAGACGACGCGCUGCAGCAAUACCUAAGCCUGUCUGGAAAGCAAGCUACUUAUUUCUAAUUCUCACUACUCUGGCCUGUGCUAGUUUAUUUACUUACGUAUACCGAUAUAAUGAAGGCAUGUUAGGCUCGUUCUUCGAAGGCGAUCAGAAUGAUCUUGUCGGAUAUGGACAUAGGUUUGCCGAAGCAGUCAUGAUAGCUAAUAGCCCGCAACUUCUGCUGUCGCUUUGCUAUCUUAUCUACAAUAACUUGUUUACUCGUCUUCGUAUGGCCCGAGAGUGGUCACUGUUUAGUCAGGGUUACCAACCCCUUCGGGUUACGGAUCCACAGGGCGAGCAAUAUGCGACAUAUAGGCUACAGCUACCGUACAAGUAUAGUAUACCGCUGAUAUUUGUUAGCAUAUCACUCCACUGGCUGCUCUCUAACACAAUUUAUAUUUUUGUGUCUACUGGAUUUGAAUCAGAUCCCAACUUACCACCCGAAACCACCGUUGCGGUGGGUUAUUCAAUAUACGCUUUCAUGACGAUACUAAUAGUAACAUGUGUCUUGAUUACAAUCCCCCCCAUCCUGAGUGUUAAACGGCUCCCAUCAGACAUGUUGAAUAUUGGAUCCAAUUCUUUUUCGCUUUCUGCCGCAUGUCACGUAUCGAGGCUAUCGCAUGCCGUAACUGCUCAAAUGAACUCAAUAUCCCCUGAUUUGGCCGACUUAGAAUUCGAGCAAACUGCCUCAGAGGCAGGCCCGGAUAGCAUCGAGAUGCAGCAGCUAGUAAUGACUCACCAUCCACCUACCUGGGAAUAUAUAGCUCCAGAGAGACUUCUCAUCGGCUUCGAAAAUCAAGGAGAUGGAGACAGGAAUGAUGAGCGGAGCGGAUUCAGAAAUCUUGCCAGAAGCAGGAUUCGCUGGGGUGUUGUCCAGAUGCCGCCGGAGUGGUACGCCGAAUACGAGCAUGAGGGAGCUGUAGAGCACCUCAGCUUCGGUGUUGAGGAGGAUGACGUACAGCCUCCGGUAGCAGGACAUUUAUAUGCAUAA
This is a messenger RNA of Daldinia vernicosa, 2355 nucleotides long. RefSeq lists its product as uncharacterized. The record is from RefSeq and is a predicted model, not a curated record. The transcript is spliced from 8 exons. The coding region runs from base 1 to 2355 and encodes 784 amino acids. Lineage: Eukaryota; Fungi; Ascomycota; Sordariomycetes; Xylariales; Hypoxylaceae.